This is a messenger RNA of Sodiomyces alkalinus F11, 2873 nucleotides long. RefSeq names its product 5-methyltetrahydropteroyltriglutamate-homocysteine S-methyltransferase. Bases 324 to 2636 code for a protein of 770 amino acids. The record is from RefSeq and is a predicted model, not a curated record. Gene Ontology annotation, molecular function: zinc ion binding; 5-methyltetrahydropteroyltriglutamate-homocysteine S-methyltransferase activity. The transcript has 4 exons. NCBI's taxonomy places the organism in Eukaryota, Fungi, Ascomycota, Sordariomycetes, Glomerellales, Plectosphaerellaceae.
UCCUCGUUUUCGUUUCUCUCAACCCCACCAUACACACCACCCACCGACAACGGGCACAGUACGUUUGAGUACAGUCCCUACCUCCUCCUACCUCUCCCCGCACCUUUUUUUAACUGCUCCUUCCCUCUCCCUUUUUUUCUUCCUCUCUCCCUCUUUUUCUCCUUCUCUCCUUCAUCCUCACUCCCUUCCCCUCUCUCAACACUCAAUCCCUCUCUAUCCUGUUCUUCUCCCCAUUUUCUCGUCAUAUACGGUCUAUACGGCGGGGCCUUUUCACGAAUCUCUCUAUACACCCUCACCCCUUCGUACCGCAAACCACAGUGAAGAUGGUCAAGUCGUCGGUUCUCGGUUUCCCCCGUAUGGGUGUGAACCGUGACCUCAAGAAGGCCACUGAGGCCUACUGGGGCGGCAAGAUCUCGCGGGAUGAUCUGAUUGCCGAGGGCAAGAGGCUGCGCCUCGCCCACUGGAAGAUCCAGAAGGAUGCCGGCGUCGAUGUCAUCCCCAGCAACGACUUUGCUUUCUACGAUCAGGUCCUUGACCAUAUCCAGCUCUUCAAUGCUGUUCCUACCCGCUACUCCGACGCCAAGCUCGACCCCCUCGAUGAGUACUUUGCCAUGGGCCGUGGCCACCAGAAGGGUGGCAUUGACGUUUCUUCCCUCGAAAUGGUCAAGUGGUUUGACUCGAACUACCACUACGUCAAGCCCACCUUCCAGGAUGGCCAGACCUUCAAGCUCUCGGCCAACCCCAAGCCCGUUGCCCAAUUCAACGAGGCCAAGGAAGCUGGCAUCAUCACCCGCCCCGUCCUCCUGGGCCCCGUCUCUUUCCUCCACCUCGGCAAGCCCGACCGUGACCAGUCCGUUGACCCCAUCACCCUCCUUGACCAGCUCCUGCCCGUCUACGUCGAGCUUCUCCAGCAGCUCAAGGCUGCCGGUGCCGAGACUGUUCAGAUUGACGAGCCCGUGCUCGUCUUCGACCUUCCCCAGAAGACCAAGGAUGCCUUCAAGCCCGCUUAUGAGAAGCUUGGCGCCGCUGGCCUCCCUAACCUGCUCCUGACCACCUACUUCGGUGAUAUCGUCCACAACUUCGACGCUCUUGCCGCCACCAGCCACCUGUGGGGUCUCCAUGUCGACCUUGUCCGCAACCCUGAACAGCUCGGCCCCGUUCUUGAUAAGCUCGGUCCCAGCCAGGUCCUGUCCGCCGGUGUCGUCGACGGCCGUAACAUCUGGAAGACCGACUUCAGCAAGGCCAUCAAGGUCGUCAAGGAGGCCAUUGCCAAGCUUGGCGAGGACCGCGUCAUCGUUGCUACCUCCAGCUCCCUCCUCCACACCCCUCACACCCUUGCCUCCGAGAAGAAGUUGCCCGAGGAAGUCUACCCCUGGUUCUCCUUUGCUUCCGAGAAGGCCGUUGAAGUUGCCAUCAUUGCCAAGGCUGUCACCGACGCCGCUGCCGUCCAGGCUCAGCUCGAUGCCAAUGCCAAGGACAUCCACGCCCGGGCUACCUCGGCCCUGACCAACGACCCCAAUGUCAAGAAGCGCCAGUCGGAGGUUACUCCGGAGAUGUACAACCGGAAGUCUCCCUUCCCUCAGCGCAUUGCUGCCCAGCGUUCCCACCUGAAGCUGCCCCUCUUCCCCACCACCACCAUCGGCUCCUUCCCCCAGACCAAGGAAAUCCGUGUCCAGCGUAACAAGUUCACCAAGGGCGAGAUCACCGCCGAGGAGUACGAGAAAUUCAUCGAGAAGGAGAUUGAUGAAGUGAUUCAGGUCCAGCAGGAGCUCGACCUUGACGUCCUUGUCCACGGCGAGCCUGAGCGCAAUGACAUGGUUCAGUACUUCGGUGAGCGCAUGGACGGCUACGUCUUCACCACCCACGCUUGGGUCCAGUCGUACGGCUCGCGCUGCGUCCGUCCCCCCAUCAUUGUCGGCGACAUCUCGCGCCGCAACAACGAGCCCAUGACCGUCAAGGAGUCCAAGUACGCCGCGGCUCACUCCAAGAAGCCCAUGAAGGGCAUGCUCACUGGUCCCAUUACCUGCCUCCGGUGGUCGUUCCCCCGUGACGACGUGCACCAGUCGGUGCAGGCCCAGCAGCUCGCCCUUGCCCUCCGCGACGAGGUCGUCGACCUCGAGGCCGCCGGCAUCUACGUCAUCCAGGUCGACGAGCCCGCCCUGCGUGAGGGUCUCCCCCUGCGCUCGGGCAAGGAGCGCGAGGCCUACCUGGACUGGGCCGUCGAGUCGUUCAAGCUGUCGGUCUCGGGCAUUGCCGACUCUACUCAGAUCCACUCGCAUUUCUGCUACUCCGAGUUCCAGGACUUCUUCCACGCCAUCGCUGCGCUGGACGCCGACGUGCUCUCCAUCGAGAACAGCAAAUCGGAUGCCAAGCUUCUGCGUGUGUUUGAGCGCGAGGAGUACCCCCGCCACAUUGGCCCCGGUGUCUACGACAUCCACUCUCCGCGUGUCCCCUCGGAGGAGGAGAUCAAGGAGCGCAUCGAGGAGAUGCUGAACAACGGUCUGCGGCCCGAGCAGCUCUGGAUCAACCCCGACUGCGGUCUCAAGACAAGGCAGUGGCCGGAGACCAAGGCCGCGUUGAUCAACAUGGUCAACGCCGCCAAGUACUUCCGCGCCAAGUACGCUGACAAGGCCUAAAUAAUUGAGAGAAGACAAAGAUGGGGGGGAAGAGACAGAGAGAGGGUCUAAUGUGCCUCUCCUGACGUGGGGCUUUUUUUUUUUUGGGCCGCCCCCGCGUAAGACAUGAAUGGUCUUUUCAACAGACAUGAAGUGGAGAUACCCGAGAUGUUGGAAAAGUAAAGGGAUGCGGUAAAGGCGGGGCAAGGGAAAUGCAACGGAAUGAAACCGAACUAGGCGCAUUCAACAUAGGCGUUC